AUGACGGCGCCGAACAUCACGACGCCCGAUAUUCGAGGCCUAUUGGCCCCUCUCCUACCUUCGCUUCCCGCGGCAGCGCUGUCCACCACGCCCGCCACAGGCAGCCUGCCUCUCCUCUCUCCCAUUCUACGACAGCGUGUCAAGUUGUUCUCUGCGUCGAGUACGGACCCGUGGAUCAAGUUGUUAACCUACGACACGGCAAAAGCCGCCAAGCUGCCCGCGGCUGUUCGCAACGAGCGGCUGGAGCCUCAUCCGGUCUCUGGAGAGGUCGAAAUCGAUUGGGAUUAUGAUGUUCAAACGCAAUACCGACGGCUCGAUAAGGAGACUCUCCAAGCACUUGUGGUGCUUGAGGAUCUAGAACUAUUCUUCCGGCUCGUGUACUGUGUAGGAGAUCAGGAGGGCGGCGGAGACGGUUGGAGAAUCGGCGAAGUCAGCAUUCCCGACAAACCAUCUCCGUUCGCGUCUUUCGAAGGCAAGUCGAGCAUCGAAGAGGCAGAACGGGCUUUUCGGGGAGAAGCGACGAAGCCGACAACAAACGGAACCGGUCACACGAACGGUGCGCAUGCACAUCGCGCCGAGGCUAUGGACGAGGACGAGGACGAUGACGACGACUACUGGGCUCGAUACGACGCAACACCGGCUCGGACACCGGCUGUGAAGCGGUCGCCUGCUCCAAUGUCAACACAAACCUCACAAGCAAAUGCUCACCACAGCACGUCUGCCGAAGACGCGUACUUUGCUCAAUAUGACUCCGUUCAGCCUGCGAUGGACAACCACGAUCCCGACGAAGAAGCCAAUGCAGCAGAUGUUGCUCCACCGCUGGGACUCGUCCAACCUGUUGCAUCCAAUACAUCGAGCGGGCCAGAGAAGGUGGAAGAGGUCGACUUGAACGAGACGACGGAAUCAUGGACAUUAGCACCGUCGCCAGGUGCAAGAUCAAACGAGGACGAGGAGAGGACGGCCAGCCUUGCGCACCCUCGACCUGCGUCGAGCGCAAGUUCCAACGGGUCGGUCACGAUAGCCAAGUUCGAAGAGCAUGCGGCGAAACGGGAGCAGAGCGAGUUUGGUAUCAAGCAGCACGUAUCCAGGAGCAUUAGAAGUCUGUUCCUGCUCUCGCGCGCCGCUGGGAUCGACCGCGAGGAGUUCGAGAGCCUCGUCAAGGCGGAGCUGGACAUUCUGGGUAUGGUUGAGCAUGACAUCUGA
Phaeoacremonium minimum UCRPA7 is the source of this 1203-nucleotide messenger RNA. RefSeq lists its product as hypothetical. The transcript has a single exon. The record is from RefSeq and is a predicted model, not a curated record. Bases 1 to 1203 code for a protein of 400 amino acids. Lineage: Eukaryota; Fungi; Ascomycota; Sordariomycetes; Togniniales; Togniniaceae.